AUGCCGCACAAUGACGUUCUGGUGGUAACCUUUCACGUCAAGGACUUUGAUGUUAAGCACAUUUUGAUCGACCAAGGUAGCUCAGUCGAGAUCAUAUAUUAUGACGCCUUCAAGCAGCUCAAACUCAAAGAUACAGAUUUGGCUCUAGAAACUUCGCCACUGGUUGGUUUUAACUCACAACUGGAGUGGCCAAUGGAAAAGAUAAUCCUACCAGUCAAAGCCGGAUCCGUGGUCCAGCAGGUGGAGUUCUGGGUGUUGAAAGUGCCCUCCACAUACAAUCUGAUCCUAGGUAGGGAAUGGCUUCACGCCAUGCGGGCGGUGGCGUCAACCUACCACCAGGUUAUGAGGUUCCCCUCUACUAUGGGGGAGGUUGAAGAGAUUUGGGGUGAUCAGGUCAUGGCUAAGCAGUGUUUCGUGGCAGUGAAUGAGAGUCGAGCAGAAAAAGGCUUCGUGCAAAUGAUUGAAGGCCCAAAAGAUCAAAAUAUCCUGGAUGAUGUGGGCACUAGGGCCGCAGAAAAGGCUGUUGAAGAUUUAGUGGAGGUACGGAUCGGCGCAGAUAAUCCUGGCAAGUUCUUUUUGUUAGGAUCCAGCCUGACCGCCUAA
Messenger RNA from Camellia sinensis, 603 nucleotides. RefSeq lists its product as uncharacterized. Lineage: Eukaryota; Viridiplantae; Streptophyta; Magnoliopsida; Ericales; Theaceae. The record is from RefSeq and is a predicted model, not a curated record.